Messenger RNA from Penicillium brasilianum, 694 nucleotides. Lineage: Eukaryota; Fungi; Ascomycota; Eurotiomycetes; Eurotiales; Aspergillaceae. The record is from the annotation of a GenBank genome assembly.
AAACCACUCUACGUCUCCUAGUCUGACAACGAACGACAGUAAUCCAUCCAACCAUGGCCGAUAUUAAGCCUCCUUUUACCGAAGAGACGGCCAGAAAGAAGGUCAAGGCUGCUCAGAACAUGUGGAACACCCAGGAUCCCUCUCGAGUCGCACAAGGAUACACCCCCACUUGCAUCUGGCGUAACCGUACCUUCUUCUUCUCGGGGACGGACGACAUUGUCGAGUUUCUCACGGCCAAAUGGAAGCGCGAGCACAACUAUCGUCUGCGCAAGGAGCUGUUCGCUUUCCAGGACGAUCGCAUCGCGGUUCAAUUCUGGUAUGAGUACCAAGAUGCGGAUGAUGGGAUGCGAUGGAAGAGGUGCUAUGGCUUGGAGGAUUGGACUUUUGAUCGUGAGACGGGGAAGAUGUGCAAGCGUAUGAUGAGUGGGAACGAUCUGUUGCUCGGGCCGGACGGGAAUGGGGACGGGCGCUGGUUUGUCGACGGCGUUGAUGUCGACGAGGUCCCUAUCAGCCAAAAACAUUGGUGAUGAUUUAUGUUGAAUUUAUCUAGUUUUUGUUGUUAGGUCUUGAUAUGCAAAGAUGUUAUUUCUACCUGGAGCACGUCUCGGGGCAGGCAGCUGAGACCGGGUCACCCACCUUGGAAGUAUAUAUUCUGAACUACCCUGGUAAGACUAUCGGUUACCUGUACGCCGAA